UCAGGUUUGACCAGCCUUCGAGUCCUGUAUGAUGAUCACUUGUUUCGGGAAGAACAGAAUCUCAGGGAAGUUGAGGAAGAGAGACUCAUCAUCAUCGUCUUCUCCUCCAGGGAACUGGACGUCUAGAGACGAAAAAGAUGAAGAAGGCGGGAAGAUCAUCUUCUUUGGGAGAAGAAACCAUUUGUUUGAUUUAGAUGAUCUGCUAAGCUCAUCUUCACAAGUUUUGGGGAAAGGUUCUUUUGGUACAACGUAUAAGGUAACAAUGGAAGACAUGAGCGCAGUCGUUGUGAAGCGGCUGAAGAAAGUAGUGGUGGGAAGAAGAGAGUUUGAGCAACAGAUGGAGAUCAUUGGAAUGAUCAGACACGAAAAUGUGGCUGAGCUAAAGGCUUACUACUAUUCCAAAGACGAUAAACUCGCUGUUUAUAGCUAUUACAGUCAAGGAACCCUCUUCCAGAUGCUGCAUGGAAACAGAGGAAUGUAUGAUCGAGUACCUUUAGAUUGGGAUGCAAGACUGAGAAUAGCAACUGGUGCAGCGAGAGGUUUGGCUAAGAUCCACGAAGGGAACAACGGGAGAUUGAUCCAUGGGAACAUCAAAUCAUCAAACAUCUUCUUAGAUUCACAACGCUACGGCUGCAUUGGCGAUAAUGGCUUAACAACAAUCAUGAGAUCUCUUUCUCAAAGGACUUGUCAUAGUUCAGGUUACCACGCACCAGAAAUAACAGACACUAGAAGAAGCACGCAGUCUUCGGAUGUAUACAGCUUCGGGGUGGUUUUACUCGAGCUGCUGACAGGGAAAUCGCCUGCAAGUCCAGUGGUUACAGAGGGGGAGACCAUGGAUUUGGCUAGUUGGAUAAGGAAUGUGGUGGCGAAAGAUUGGACAGGGGAAGUGUUUGAUAUGGAGAUUUUGAGUGAAACAGGUGGUGAUGUGGAGGAAGAGAUGGUUGAGAUGUUGCAGAUAGGAUUGGCUUGCGUUUCUAUAAAGCAACAAGAACGACCUCAUAUAGCUCAAGUUGUGAAAAUGAUUCAGGACAUUCGAUCAACUGAUCCAGCGUAGACUUUAUCCACAAAACACACACAAGAAAAAAAAUUCUUUAAUCUUCUUCAAUGAUCAUUUGUGUAUUCAGUUUGAAAGUGAAUGUUAUUUAUUCAUAUAUUGUUUGAGAGCAGAUUUGCAAAGAAGAAAACUUUGAACCCAUUUCAUGUAUUAUAA
Eruca vesicaria subsp. sativa (arugula) is the source of this 1210-nucleotide messenger RNA. The record is from the annotation of a GenBank genome assembly. Lineage: Eukaryota; Viridiplantae; Streptophyta; Magnoliopsida; Brassicales; Brassicaceae.